AUCCUGAUCCUCGGAUGUCCGACCGUCCGACCCCAUCCGCGCCAGCAGCAUAGUCGCUCCAUCCCUCUGACAGCACACAUGGGGAUCAUCACUCAGCAUAUACAGAAAAGUUAGAACUGGCGAGCCCUAUGAUGUUGUGAUUCAUUCUGAGAAUACUCGGUGCUUCGGGGAUCAAUGGUUAUCGCACUUCUUCUCUCUGAUGCCAACAAGCCCCUACGCUAUGCAGACCUUAGUCGAGUAGCCCUUCAGUGUCUUUAUGCAACACACUCGAUGUGGAAAGCCCUUUCUAUCCUCCAAUCCGCAAUAUCAUGUAGGGAACUAGAAACACCCACAUCGUUCACACCACCAUCUCGGCUUCUAUCUGCCUUUGAUGCGCACGUCGGUGACUGUUCGUGCCAAACGCGAGCGCAGAUGCUCUGGGAGCUUGUCCAAUUCUACAACAUACCAGAGAAGAAAAACGCCCUCGAUCGCGCAAUCACAAUGCUGCAAGAACUUAGGAUUCAGGCCGCAUUGCUGCUUCAGGAGAUCGAGCUCAGUCACGGGAAACCACGCAUUCCCACCCUCGACGCACUCAGAACUCAUUUGAGUGUAUGGCAACGCAUCGGCUUCACGCGUUUUUUAAAUCAUUUCUCUGGGCCCUCUGACUCUCCGCCUGAAAUUGGCGGCGCCCCGCAGACUGGCGCUGCUGGAGAUGUGCUAGUUAGCCCGACGCUUCCACCGGAUUCUUCACACAAACGCUACCAGAUCACAGUUGAACCAGAAUGGGACACCGACAACCUUUUCCUCGUCGCGCGUUUCUUGACGCUCUGUCUUCUUCUGUCUGAAUGCAAGAUAGCUAAGUUAAAAUCCGGUUCCCCUACCCGCGUGAUUGUUCGCGUCGAUCUUCAAUUAAUGUAUGCGAACAUCGGACUGGAGCUUGAAGCUUUGAGUCUGUUGCCGGCACGGAGGAAUGCGAAGCCUUGUGAUGGCAAGGUGAAGUUGCACGCGCAAUGCGAUGCUAUGCAGGUCUACGUAUCCAUCGUUACGACGGAUUGGGUGAAGAAAACGGUUCUUAGACUCGGACUUCUUGACUUUCACCAGAGUUUGUCCGAGGGAUUGAUAGUCGCAAAUAGUCGCCACAUUUCGUGCGUUGCGACGUAUGCAUCCACGUUGCUUGUACGCGCGUUGUGGUUGACAUUGAACACACCUUUACUGGUCGCGAUCCAGCGGUUCUGUUCGCAUGGCGAAUUCCACAAUAUCUAUUGCCGUAUCACCAGAAAUCCCGCAUCCCCAGCCCCCUCUUUCUGCGAGAUGGGAGAACCCAAUUGGUUCGAUGUUACACUUGUUUCCGAUGAAGACAUUAUCGCAUCACCGUGGGCCAUGCUACCGCACGUCAUCAUGAUAUGCAUGUCGGGGGAAGGCACGAUUGACGACUUCCGCCGUCUUCUCCUCGAUAACAAUCAAGGGAACUGGCGUCCUAGUCAACCUCAUAAUGGGACGUGCCAAGAGAUUGUUGACUACGUCAGCAAACUCAAGGAGCUCAACUUCGCUCGCUUUAUGGCGCACUGCUCUGCGCACCAUGAUCAGUUUCCGUUCACAUUACCGGAUGAUGAGGAUGCGUUGGAGAGGGUAUCUGACCUGAUCCAGAAGGGGUUGGGCAAGAGAGCUAGUGACACCUUUCAGGGGGCCAGAGAUGGGGCUGAUGACUUUGGAACAGGGAGAUCUAUGAACAUGUUCACGAUCGAACACUUGGUCGUGGAAUUUCCAGGCAUGAUAUUGAAAGAACUACAGGGAAAGCCUACCGUUUAUGGUUGUAGACUUGAAUCUUGAUAAGCUCGCACCAGUAAAUUGUACUAGUAGUAUCUUGACUUGAACAUCCCAGCUUAUCAUCGCCAGUACUUGGAC
Molecule: messenger RNA, 1884 nt
Organism: Suillus discolor
Lineage: Eukaryota; Fungi; Basidiomycota; Agaricomycetes; Boletales; Suillaceae
Exons: 4
Coding region: 175-1809 (544 amino acids)
Source: RefSeq, a predicted model, not a curated record